AUGGUGGACGGAAACCUCUUCAUCCCCCUCUCUCCGCCUAGCUCGCCGCGCAUGUCUGCAUACAGCACGACUCCUGCAGACAACGAGUGGCACACAGACAUCAAAUCCUUGGAGAGCUCAUCGACAUCUGAGAGCGACAUGGCGCUGCUUCAAGCCGAAGUGAAUGGUCACAACUUCGACUUGAAGCGUCCCAUGCUGCGAACCCAUAAGAGCUUUCCAUUCGCUCUUGAUGGCAAGCAUGCAAGCUCGCCUGCACGAGAGCGCAUCAGCAUCAGCAACAUCGAUGAGAUUGAGUCGAACGACAUGCCUACAGUAACCUUUGGAGGUUCAGCACCCGCGAGUCCCGUAUCGAGGUUGACUCCUCCAUCACCUCAUGACGGUCUUUGCGGAGAUGAUAUCAAGGUGGAGGGCGACGAGAUCAUCACCGAAGAAAAAGACGAGGAUGCCGAAGAGUCUAAGGACACGGACAAGCCUCCUAUGACCGCCGCAGAGAUCCGGGCCCAGAAACGCAAGAUGAAGAGGUUUAGACUUACCCACAAUCAGACACGGUUCCUGAUGAGUGAGUUCGCACGACAAGCUCAUCCUGAUGCCGCCCAUCGAGAGCGACUCGCCCGUGAAAUCCCCGGCCUGAGCCCUCGACAAGUACAGGUCUGGUUCCAGAACAGGAGAGCGAAACUCAAGCGACUUACAAGCGACGACCGUGAACGCAUGAUGCGAUCAAGAGCGCUGCCUGAGGACUUCGACAUGGCCCAGGCUCUGCAUUCGCCUUUCGGCAACACCCACGGCUUGGGAACACCUCUGGCCUCUCCCGGCUCCUACGCACCCUCCUUCCCCGAAGGAAACAUGAUGCGGCCCCUGAGCAUUGAUACCUUGAGGCGUGGCCCCAUUGACUCCCAUAUCUCACCUACCGGAAUUAGCCCUGCCUUUGGUGGCUUCACAUUCACACCUCCACAGUCAGCAACUGAUACGCUGUCUCCUAUUUCCAGCCACGGAGACUCCCCCUUCGGCUUCCAUUCCAGUGGAUUGGACACCAGCCCUCGAACGUCGAACCCUUUCUCCUCUUCAAUCACUGCAUCGCCGGCUUAUGCGGCGCACCACAGCAUUCCGAGGCUUUCUUUGCAUGCUGACCGUCUUGCAAGAAGUCGCGCUGAAUCAUUGUCGACGCCUUUGAGGGCCAGCAUGAGCUAUACGAGUGGCGACAGCCUCACGAGCUCCCAUGAUUCCAGCAGCCACCUGCCUUACGGAAUCGGUUACUCCUACUCGCCUGUCCCGGGAUUCCAGGCCAGUUCGUCAAGGAUGCGCUCAUUUUCCAGCAGCGUCCCGCGUCGCAUCGAACUGAGCUCGCAUUACACGCCAAGUCGCAGUGUAACCACACCGCAAACGGCCACCUUCCCAACAUACACCAGCUCCCCGCUUGUGACACCUCAGAGUUUUGCGAUACCUCAACUAAGUGCGCCACACCACAUGACUUCUUUUCCCAACUCGUAUUUACGAAACGAUUCUUCGCAAUCAGAGCAGUACCCCGGUGCGGGGGCGAUAUUGGGAGAGGUCCUCGAUAACUCAAGUCACACCGACGACGACCACGACAGUCAUUACUGA
Messenger RNA from Paraphaeosphaeria sporulosa, 1599 nucleotides. Its product is annotated as homeobox-domain-containing protein. Gene Ontology annotation, biological process: regulation of transcription by RNA polymerase II. The transcript has 2 exons. The record is from RefSeq and is a predicted model, not a curated record. Gene Ontology annotation, molecular function: RNA polymerase II transcription regulatory region sequence-specific DNA binding; DNA-binding transcription factor activity, RNA polymerase II-specific. Lineage: Eukaryota; Fungi; Ascomycota; Dothideomycetes; Pleosporales; Didymosphaeriaceae. The coding region runs from base 1 to 1599 and encodes 532 amino acids.